AUGGCGACUUUAGUGGAAUUGAUUGAACUGAGCCACAAGGCUAAGGAGAAGGCUUAUAGUCCUUACAGCAACUUCAGAGUUGGUUGUGCUCUGAUUACUAAAGAUGGGAAGAUUUUUACAGGAUGUAACGUUGAGAAUGUGUCCUUUGGUCUGUCAAUAUGUGCCGAGAGAACCACAUUGGUGAAGGCUGUCUCAGAAGGGUACCAGCAAUUUGAUAAAAUGGUCAUUGCAAGUGAUUUGAAGAAUCAGGUUAUAUCACCUUGUGGGGCUUGCAGACAGUUUAUGGUUGAGUUUGGAGAUUACGACGUUUAUCUCACCAAACCAGAUAAGACGUACGAAAAAAUGUCUUCGUAUGAGCUACUGCCGAAGACAGUGAUACCAACACAUUUUUUGAAUGAAGAGAAAAUAAAUGUAUGAUGGCGCUGUUGCAGAACAUGCGUUUUAUUCUAAAUGUUAAAGCGAGGGAGUCAUCACCUGCGCAUGCGUAAGUUGGCCAUAGUGUGUCAUUGUUUACAAACAAGCGUCUUCCCAUGAGCCUUUGCGUUUUAGCGGGUGUUGUUAUCGUUGCUUGGGACUCAAUUCCUGUGCAUGCACAUGUGACGACCCUCCCGUUUUAACAUAAUUUAAAUGUAGCUUCCCA
Molecule: messenger RNA, 640 nt
Organism: Saccoglossus kowalevskii
Lineage: Eukaryota; Metazoa; Hemichordata; Enteropneusta; Harrimaniidae
Product: putative cytidine deaminase
Cellular component (GO): cytosol
Molecular function (GO): zinc ion binding; cytidine deaminase activity
Source: RefSeq, a predicted model, not a curated record